Messenger RNA from Necator americanus (New World hookworm), 720 nucleotides. RefSeq lists its product as uncharacterized. The transcript is spliced from 7 exons. The coding region runs from base 1 to 720 and encodes 239 amino acids. Lineage: Eukaryota; Metazoa; Nematoda; Chromadorea; Rhabditida; Ancylostomatidae. The record is from RefSeq and is a predicted model, not a curated record.
AUGUUCGUCAUCUUCAAUAUUGCAGUUGGGGUGCUCCUUCUUCCUCCUACUCUUCCCCAAGAUGUUGAAGAUACUACGCCGAAACCGCUUUGUGAAGGCGGCACAUAUAAUGAGAAAUACAUUCGUGACUACGUUGUCCAAACCAUCAACAAUCACCGCUAUGCACUGUUAAGAGGAUCUGCACUGAAUGGACCGUGGAAUGGAACAGUAUAUGGGAAGAAGUUCCCACUAGCAAUGACUAUGGAUAGAUUAGAGUACGACUGCAACCUUGAAAAGAAAGCUUUUGCUCUGAUGGGUGAAUGCUGUUCAACGAAAGCUCCUACCGCUCCCGAUGGAACGACAGCCUUGUUCUACCAAAUUGAUCAGGACUUUGACGACCAUGAGCUGUUCUCAGCUGUUUGGGACUGGACUAAACAGAUCAAUAAGUUUGCGGUCAGUGAUGAUGCUAUUAGCGCCAAACACGUUGUAUACAGGAACAAGGAUCGGAAUUUGUACGAGUACUUGACCCUUGUUAGAGCCGUCAGCUCUAAAAUUGGAUGCGCGGAUAUAACUUGCAGAAGAGGGAAUUCGAUAAAGUAUAUAGCACUCUGCCUGCUCAAUAGGAAUCCCCUAACGGAUGGUGCUGUCGUCUACAAAGUUGGAUUAGGCGGAUGCAAUAGAGGAGAGACGUGCCAAAAAGGGAUCUGCGAUCAGUCUGGAUUUUGUGAUUUGACCAAGUGA